Molecule: messenger RNA, 3176 nt
Organism: [Torrubiella] hemipterigena
Lineage: Eukaryota; Fungi; Ascomycota; Sordariomycetes; Hypocreales; Clavicipitaceae
Source: the annotation of a GenBank genome assembly
ACACCGAACCCGCCCCGAGCCCGCACCGCCCGCAUCUACCGCAUCGCACAAUUGUAAAGUCCGCGAAAGCGCGGACUUUAAACAGCCCAUUUUACAGUUUACGCGGACUCAUGUGUCCCCUUGCCCAGAUUUUAGCGAGGACGAUUGUGAAUUGAGCUCGUGACGUGCAGAUCAAAUAUUUCCAUUGUAUAAGCCUCCUGUUUCUUUGUCUGCUUAUUUUUCCGUUUGCCGUGCUUCUGUUCUGUAUUUAUCCCGUCGCUCAUGACGAAUCGCAGGGCUGUGUGGUCUGCGGCAACAAAAAACUCCAAUAAGGCCAAUCGCCGUAAUAACAGCGCCUAUCAGCCUGGCUGAGCAAAUAAAAGUGGCCGAGCCCAUUCUUUCCUCGUUCAUCCUCGAAUCGGUACGCCAUUCGAGUAAGGCUGGACUGGAAGGCUUCCUCACUGUCGGGUAACAGCACGGCAAAAUGUACUUACGCAGCGAUCCCCCAAAACGGUUGUUGGUGCGCCGUGUCAGGACCAAACCAUUAAAUCAAUAGAUCCUACUGAAUCAAGGAACAGUCAAACUAUUGCCCCGGGUAAAGAACGAGUACACCCACAUCGCAAACUAUGACAGUAAGAGCCUGGGACGAUGAACGGUAUUAGCCGCACCACGCAGCAUCAUAGCUCGAGUUAUCUGAUCACCACGCCAGCCAUUUCGAAUCGCACCCAGCAUGUCGGACAAUGCAGAAUCGCCGUCCGAAUGGGGACUAACAGCGAGGUGUCGCUGCCGAAAUGCUCACCACGGGACCGUGUUAGCCACACCAGUUGAGGGGCCACCGGCGUUGCUGUAGACCGACGCCGAUGGGUGACUCCCAUGUCCGCGGACCUUUCCGCCGAUGCGACAGGGCUGGAUUGACUUUGCAAAACUGCACAAACAACUGUAUCCGACAACGGCACCAUUUGCCACGGAGCCUCGAUCUAGUCAUUAGCGAGACAAAAUCUAUCGAGUUUUGAUGUCCGGUGAUAGGCCCGAUGAUGGCGGCGCCUUGGCCGUCUUGAUACAAUGUCUGAGAGCCCCAGAGCACUUACAGAUGGGCUCAAUGUGCUGAGCAGCUCAAGCCGAGCAAUAGGAUAAGCCCAAAAUUACAGAGCAUAUAUAGCCAUGGCUGCUUCAAUUCAGCUCAUCAGACCACUCCUGCAGUGCAUGUCACAUUUUAUUAUUGUUGAUGUGGCAUCCUUCUCGGUCUUGACAGGGGGAAGCCGAUUAACCCCGAUAUGUGCAGCUCUGUCCAUAACUGCCCACUGUUCUUAACCUUGUCCAAUUUGUGAAGGGAUGAAUGAGGACUGAUCCGGGUAACAGGUAAUUUCUGCUCAGCGCAUGCUAGAGUCAUUUUUAACCCUACCCUCAUGGAGUGCGAGAUGGGUAGCUUUGCGAAGUUUGCGCGUUGUUUCGCGACCGUUGGAUCCAGGGCCUUCCCCGCGGAGUUUCCGGGGCACGGAUUCCGUCCAACCAUCCUAUGUAGGGCAAUAUAUUUCGGAUCGGUUCGCUCCAAUCGGGCGAUUCGCGUAAAUCCAUUUCGUCAUAGAAGUAUCAAUGGGUAGCCACAGUUUCUUUCUUUAAAUACAAAUAUUGAAUAAUAUUCUUUUUUAUAAAAAAACAACCCACACACCCGCCAAGUCCAUGGAGGAUGGGAACCCGGGCGGCGAAGGGGCCGGUUGGGGAUUCCCCAGCCGCCAAACCGUCAAUCUGGCUGGCGCUUUUCUCACCAAUGGAGAGUUGUAGAGCUAAUGUCUGUAUGCCGCGGGGUUUCAUUCACUGGAUUGAUGAUUUGUUUGCUUGGGAUGCCACAUAUUGGCCCCAAGUCAGUCAAUAUUGCUAUGCAGAGUGCCUCAGUAUUGAGUGGGGACGCGCAGAAGCUUGUUUUCCUAGCGCCUAUGACGCAAUAGAGUCUUUGCCCACGGAGCUUUGGCAACCGCCAUUCUUCACCGUAGACAAUCCAUAACGCUGCACUUGUAGUGAGCCAAUUAGUCACAAAAUAUCGAAUACAAUGUCAUCCACAUACUCGACGCGACAGCGCAUCGUAAAUUCCGUCGGCGAAAAGGCCCAAGAGGUGAUGUGAGGCGCUUGUGUCACGACGCGUUUGCGCUCUCCGCUAAUCAGUCAAUUGCAGCAAGGAGGACUUCGGCAAGGCGAAAAAUGUUACUGUUCAGGCUGUAUCCAGUGGAGCCUACUUCUAUCCGAUCAAGGGCAUCUACUACUUUCUGGCUCAUCGAGAUCUCUGGAAGCCAUUGACGUCGAAGAUCGGACCGUACCUGACGCUUUCGGCGACAGUGCUGACAGGAAUGUUCACCUUUACCUUUAUCCCGCAAAUGACGAUGUUGUUCUUCGUCAAUGGACCCCUGGCCGUUGUGACGACGUCACUGCUGGUCCUUAGCGAGAGUUCGGCUAUUAUCAAUGGUAUUGCUCGAGGCUGGCUUCUCCAAGAGGGAAUUCUGGAUACAUUUGAUGCAACUCUGCUGUCUCGCAAUGCUACUGCAAUUGUCCGCGAGGGACGAGUCGUCACCAGCGGAGCCAACUCAAUGGCCAAGCUUGGCAAGAUUAUCAAGUCACCUUUUGACAAGUUCAGUCCAAAGGCCUUCGUCCGCUACCUCAUCUAUCUGCCAUUCAACUUUAUUCCCCUCGUUGGUACUGCCAUUUUUGUCUAUUUACAAGGCAAGAGUCGCGGCAGGCUAGUUCACGAACGCUACUUCCAGUUGAAGAAGUGGAACUCUUCGCAGAAAUCGGCGUGGCUGACUAGACACGUUGGGCCGUACACAGCUUUUGGUCUUGUGGCAACUGCGCUAGAAAUGGUGCCCGUUGCAUCCAUUUUCUUCACCUACACCAACACGGUCGGUGCCGCGCUGUGGGCCGCAGAUAUCGAGGCCAAUAAAUCGUUGGUGGAACGUGCCAUUGAGCUUCGCGAAACAACGCAGGGCGGGCGAGGCUGAAGGCGCUUAUCUGUGCGCAUUGGAGAUGCGAAUACGCAGCAGCGUUGCCAAGGCUUCCCGCCAACUGGCAGGUCCACCGUAUAGUCAAGAAUGGCCCCUCGCUCCACAAGCCGAGACGUCCGUAACAGUGGACAACAUAGUGUUUAAAACGACGUAGACCAAGGAAAAAAACAACAACCCCCUGUCAUGUUGCGCCUUGAUUAUCCCACG